CCUUGCGAUCGUAAAUACGAGUGACGAUGACGAGGCGUCUUUGCGCGAGUCUGUCGUCGUGCGCCUUCGUAGCGCUGGCGCUGACGCUGGCAGUGGGUGCGACACGCGCGCCCGCACGUGAUGUUGGAGCAGGAGAAGCGACAGGUGUAAGUGAUGAUGCUCUGUGCCCAGCAGCUCAGACACAGGCCGACAUCUUUGGCAUUCGCGACACGUAUACAACAGGGUUGCUGAAACACCACCUUUGCUCUACUGACAGCCGUUGGCUGCUGGCUGAUGAUGACAGCAUCACCACGUCUGGACGAAGCCGCCGCGCAAGAGAUGAUCCGCCGGCCGAUCGCCGUGGUGGCAACGAGCCCGGGCAGCCGGAGUACCGCUCAUUCGCAGCCACAUGCACGGUGGAGAACAACCUCAUCUCCUUCUGCUCAGCGGACCUGCCAACCGUUGACCUGACCUUGCAGUUUGUCAACGACACGGGCCUGAUUCCGUUUGUGGCGGGCCUCAUCCCCCAGGCCCCUACCAAGCUCAGCAUCGUCGGCGCCCCAGACGCCGGCUUUAUUCAGCGGUUCCUCACGCACUGGCACUGGCCGCUGCUGGAGACGCUCAUCUUCAGGCUGGACGCCGGUGCGCAGCCGCUGUCACCCACCUUCUUCGACAGGGCCGGCCGCGUCGGGCUCACCACCCUGGCGGUGCACGGCGCCUCCAUAUCCGGUGUCAACCUGACCAGCAGAAACGACAUUGAGUCCCUUGACCUGUCGGACACGGCCGUGACCGACGCCACCUUUGUCGCCCCGAUGUCGUCCUCCAAGCUGCGCACCCUCAACCUGCGCAACACGGCGUUCGGGGCCCUCAACUUUGCCCACUUGCCCACCUCCCUCGUCAGCGUGAGCGUGGGCGGCUCGCCUGUCGGCUCCAUCUCCAUCGCCUCCACCCGCAGCGCGCUCACCCACCUCUACCUGGACGGCACGAACCUCGGCGGCGAUGCCAUUGAGGGCCUCACCUUCCUGCGCAACCUGCCCAACCUGGUGCACCUGGACCUCUCCUCCACCAGCAUCCAGACCCUGCGCUACACGCCGCCCGUGGACAGUGUUGGCAACAUCAUCCCCGGCCCGCGGCUGGAGAAACUGCUUGCUGCACACAACAACAUCGCCAGCGUGGGCCUGGCCCAGCUGGACGUGCUCCAAGUGGACCUGAGCAACAACCGCGUCACCAUGCUGGCAGGCCUCCCCUCCGCCAUGCGCAUGCUGCAGCUGCAGCACAACGCCAUGGAGACGCUCACCAUCGGCACCGCCAACAACCUCACCAUGCUGGACGCAUCGUUCAACCGCCUAACCCAGCUCGGCAACGUCGUCGCACCAAGCCUGGUCAGCCUCAACCUGGAGAACAACCGCUUCAGCACGCAGCCAUCCGCCCUCAGCACCCUCUUCCCGAAGCUGACCUCACUCAACAUGGGCAACAACACGCUCGCAACCUUCGCCGUCAGCCUGUCCCAACUCACCUCGCUUGUCCUCAAGUCCAACCAGCUCACCAGCGUCACCAGCAUCACUGCACCGCUACUGCAGAGCCUCGACCUCUCCUUCAACAGGCUCUCCAUGCUGGACCUGGACACGCCCCUCUCCCAGCUCACCAGCCUCAACCUCACCCACAACCGCCUGACCACCUUCAACCUGCGUGCGGCCAUUGAGGCCAGCGCAUCCACCCUCACCUCCCUCGACGUCAGCGCCAACGCCCUUACCGAGAUCAUCUUCACCACACCAGCUGCGUCAGCGGACCUCGCUGCGCUGCAGGACCUGCGCAUUGACCGCAACCGCCUCACCGCGCUGCCGGCGCUCCCAUCGCCCAUGUCAGCGCUCGUCACGCUCAUUGCGUCGUCCAACAGCAUCUCCAGCCUGCUGCCCACAGACGCGCCGCUGCAGCUGCUCACCUCCCUCACCUGGCUGGACGUCUCCAACAACAACAUCACCGCCCUGCCCGUGGACGCGCUGGCCGCCAACUCUCAACUGGAGCGGCUCUGGCUCGGGUUCAACCAGCUGCACACCCUCGACGAGACGGUGUUUGAUGCCGUGCCACGCCUCACGGAGCUCCUGCUGCAGAGCAACCAGUUGUCCGACCUUCCCCAGCGGCUGCUGGCGCCACUCACCUCCCUCGGCAACCUGGACCUUUCGUCCAACGACCUGACACGCCUCCCGCACCGCCUCUUCAACAGCACGCAGGCGCUAACCGUGCUUGUGCUGGACCACAACCGCAUCACCGCGCUCCCGCCAGACACGGGCAUCACAGACCUGACCAACCUCACCGUCCUCUCCUGCGCAGACAACGCCCUGCUGCAGCUGCCUGACUUCUCGCAGCUGGUGAACCUGGAGCACGUCAACUUCCGCAACCACUUUGUGCCGGCCAUCUCCCUUGACGCCUUUAUGUACAUGCCGCGGCUCGAGAACCUGUGGAUCAGCCGCGCCGAGGGCGGCGGGCACGCCACCAUCUCCCGCUUCGACCUCGAUCGUGCUGCUGCCAUCCGCGGAGAGACUGGUACUGGCACUGGUGGUGGUGGCGAUGAUGGCAGUGGUGGUGUUCCCGAUCAGUUUACGAACGGCACGGAUCCCGCCAGCAACGCCACGAGCCCGCGCCUGAAGCCGUUCGCCAGUCUGCGCACCCUGGAGGCACUUCACCUGGAACUGCCCACAACACCGCUUUUCCUUGGCGGCGGCGAGCCCUACCUGCGCGACCUCACCGGCCUGUUUAUCGGGUGGCACACGCUGGACGAGGCCACGCUCUCCGUGCGGGCCAUUGCUGCCGUGCUGGGCGACAACGUGCAGCAGUUUGGCGUGGAGCACACCGCCUACACCACGUUUGACCUGACAGAUGUCAAGGCGGAUCUCAACGCCGUGUACCUGAGCUACAACCCCAUGCUCACCACCAUCGUGCUGCCGCAGAGCGUGUUUAUCCUCGGCGCGCAGGAAAACCCAAGCCUGACCAACCUCACCCUGCUUGCCGCUGACAUUCUCGAGGUGAGCCGCUCACGUGUGCCGUACAACCCCACCAUGUGCGACACGUGGGGCCAGGUCACGCUGGGCGCACGCGCGAUGCUGGACGACGCGUCCUAUCGCGCAAACGAGCGCGACUUUUUGGCGCGCUGCCUUGCGCAGGGCACGGUGGUGGACAUUUCUGAGAACACGUGGCUCAACACGUUCACGGCCGUGCGGGCGCUGGAGAAGCAGUUCCUGAUUGGGUCCCGCGAGUUUCGUAACCGCGUGAACCAGGUUGUGUCCACCCGCGCCACACCGAUUGUGCUGCUGCUUCGUGGGGCCCCCAUUGCGUGCUCGCUUCGCCUCGACACCUUGCACGUGUACGACCCGGAGAUGAAGGAGUGGACAUACCGUGUUGGGUACUCGUUUGACUGCGCCUGCAGCAGCAGCCACCGCCAGCGCGGCGAGCUGUGCGUGCCAAAGGCGCGUGGCUUGGGCAGCCGUGCCGUUGCUGGCGUUGCCGUGGCCUCUGUGUUGAUUGGCGCAGCGCUGGGCCCGCUCGUGCUCAUGUACCGCAAGCGAAUUCUUGCCAAGCGUGAAUACAGGCGGCAGCUGGAGACGGAGAAUGAGCUACAGAAGCGGUUGAUUGAGGAGAAGGACGAGGAGGUGAUGGCGCUGAAGAAGGCGUGGGAGAUUGACUUUGACGAGCUUGACCUGCGAGCACGCAUCGACCGUGACUCGACUGGUGCCUUUGGAGCGGUGUGGCGCGCCAAGUGGGACACGGUGACCGUGGCGGUGAAGGUGCUGCGAAAGGAGAUGGUCAUCUACGAUGCACACACCACGGCAGAGUUUGAGAAGGAGGUUGAGUUCCUGCGCACGUGUCGGCACCCGAAUGUCGUCCGCUUCUUCGGCGCCGGGUGCAGUGCUGACGGCUCGCCCUUCCUCGUGCUUGAGCUCAUUGCGCUCGGCUCGCUCCAGUCGCUGCUCACCCGCGACCUUGACCAAGUCAUCGUCGACGUGCAGGCGCGGCUCCGGUCCUCCACCGUCUCCGCCCACACCCUCACUGGUGGCCUUGCUGGUAGCGGCCGGGCCAACCUCACCACGGGGCCGUCGCUGGCAGCAGUACGAACAACGGGCUCUGAGGGCAACAGCGUUGAUGAUGAUGCCAUGUUUGGUGCUGCGAGCGCGUAUGUGGGUGGUGACGGCAGUGUGAACGGCACUGCCAACAACAACGGCAGCAGCAGCGAUGGUGCUUCUGGCGGCCAGGGUGCGGGCGGGCGUGUUCGUGUUCCUGUUGAUGGGGAGGUGACAUGUGCGCUUGAUCUCAAACUGCGCAUGGCACGAGACGUUGCCAGCGGUAUGGCCUACAUCCACUCCCUCGGACAUAUCCACAGGGAUCUGAAGACAGCCAACAUCCUCGUCUCGGCGACGCUCCGCGCAAAGAUUUCCGACUUUGGGUCCAUUCGCGCGUGCUUGCGACGUGCACCGCAGCAGCAUGCCUCGGCCUUCACAUCAUCCUUCCCAACGUCAUCAUCGCCAUCAUCGUCGUCGUUUGACGGCUCUGAGAUGCAGUACUCGCGCGCUACGGCCAUGCAGACGGUGAAUCUGCACAUGACGGCUGCUGUCGGCACGCCGCUGUAUAUGGCGCCAGAGGCGUUCCUCGGCACGUCGUACGGGCUCAAGGCAGACGUGUUCAGCUACGGUGUUGUGCUGUGGGAGCUGGCGACGCAGGGGGACCCUGAUCUCAUCAAGCAGGAACUUGGCGAUUUCACUGGCCCUCUCCUCGUCACAAUGACAAAUCUCUUGCAAGACGGGAAGCGCCUCGCCCUGCCGGAAGACGCAACAGUGCCGGCGUGGUACAGGUCGCUGCUGGACAAGUGCUUUGAGUUUGAGCCCGAGGACCGCCCGUCGUUCCCAGCCAUCAUCACCGCAAUGGACCAGCAUGAGUGCUGAGUGGUCGCGUGUGUGUUUGUGUGUGUUUGUUGUGUGUGUGUGUGUUUGUGUGUGUGUAUGUGUGUGUGUGUGGUGUGUUUGUGUGUUUGAUUGGGGGUUGGCAUGAUAUACACAUUGCCGUUUGUGGUGUUAGAUUUGGAGUGAGGGGACUGGGUUAUACGACGCUUACUCUUUCCCCUCCCCAUUCCGCUCCCCCCACCUUCUUGUCGAUUUUCAUUCGUGGUUACAUUCCUUCCUCUUGUUGGGUUUGCUUGCUGUUUGUUAACUAUGAAUAACAAUGAAUAACAAUG
Messenger RNA from Salpingoeca rosetta, 5203 nucleotides. RefSeq names its product TKL protein kinase. The transcript is spliced from 4 exons. Gene Ontology annotation, molecular function: protein kinase activity; receptor serine/threonine kinase binding; ATP binding. The record is from RefSeq and is a predicted model, not a curated record. Gene Ontology annotation, biological process: protein phosphorylation. Bases 27 to 4913 code for a protein of 1628 amino acids. NCBI's taxonomy places the organism in Eukaryota, Choanoflagellata, Craspedida, Salpingoecidae.